Physella acuta is the source of this 1527-nucleotide messenger RNA. RefSeq lists its product as uncharacterized. NCBI's taxonomy places the organism in Eukaryota, Metazoa, Mollusca, Gastropoda, Physidae. Gene Ontology annotation, molecular function: GTP binding. The record is from RefSeq and is a predicted model, not a curated record.
CUUUGGUACAACAUUUAAAGCUCGGCAAAAUGCUUCACUGUCUUCACCAAGAUCAAGAUCAAAUCCUAGAUGUGAUUUUAAUCGGUAAAACAGGAAGUGGGAAAAGUUCCACCGGAAAUUCGAUUUUAAGAGAGGGUAAAACAUUUAAAACAAGCUACAAUACUAUUUCAGCAACAAAAAUACCUCAGUACGAAUGGAGCCAAUUUGAGGGGAGAAAACUCCAAGUAGUUGACUCCCCAGGUGUUAUUGAUACAUGCCAGGGCGAAAUAGGGGGGAUAACCUUGGUCAAAACUGCUUUACAAAACGCUAUGUUGGCUAAUCCAAAAGGCUACCACGCGUUUUUGGUUGUUUUAAAGUUUGCCACCCGCUUUACAGGAGAGGAGCAGAAAACUGUUGAAAUAUUGAAAGGAAUUUUAGGGAAAGAUUUUCUGAAGGAGUAUGGUAUUAUUGUCAUGACGAACGGAGACACGUUCGAACACCACUGUCAGAUCGAUAAGAAGUUAAACCUUCAAACAUUUUGUGCCGACGAGAAAGGUCCCUUUAAACAGAUAUUAGAAGAAUGUAACAACAGAAUUGUUGUCUUUGAUAAUUUAACCAAGGACGAAGCUGUAAAGCAAAAGCAGGUGAAACAGCUAGUUGAUAUGAUCGACAAGCUCGGAAACGGCGGUAAAAGAUACACCAACGAGAACUUCAAAAGAGCUGAUGAAUUCUAUCAGCUUUUUCUAGCUGAAUCUAGCACACCUAUGGUUAGCAAAUACGUUUUGGAACAACAUAGUCUAAUUAUGAGUGACAUAAAGAACGCUGAUUUAUUGAAAAACGAUCAAGAAAAAAUCAACGUACUAACAAAUUUAUUGCCAAAAAUUAGUAAUAUAAUUGAAGUAAUUAUCAAUAAAGACAAAGGUACAGGAAUGUUAAAAGAUUUUAUCGAAAAUGUUCAAAAUACACAGCAGCUGAUUAUUGACAGAAUACAAUUCCUUUCGAUUAUACUAAAGCAACGAGAGGAAAUAAAACAAAAGAACGAAGAAUUUAAACUCGAAAUACAAAAACUAAAAGAGAAAAAGGAAUCAAAUAUCAUAAGUGAAGAGGAAUUUAAAAAGAGCAACAGUAAUCUUGAAACUAAAAAGCAAAAAUUUGAGUUAGGAGAAAAGGAAAAAGAACAAAAAUAUUCUGAAAAAGCCAAAAUAUUGGCAGAGUCAAUGCGAAAAAUUGAAGAUAAACGAAGAAAACUGAAGGAAGAUGCAAAUGAUGACUUUUUCUUAAAAAUGAAAAAUGUAAUUAAAAAGUGGGGGACAUUUAUAAUAGACAAAGCAAUAGAUGGAGUGAAAUAUGUAGGGGAUAUGCUAAAGCAAAAAAUAAAUGAACUGCUUGCAUAAUAUAGCUGAAUACGCAGAUGAAAAUGAAUGGCAUCCCUCCCUCCCCCAACAAUAACUGUGUUAUACAUGUUAAUACUAUUGUUGCAUGCUUAAAGCAAAACUAUAAUUAACAUUAAUUCAAUUUUAUAAGCUGUUGAGCUUAGAAAUUAUAGGA